UUUACUUCAAAAGGAUGUUUUACAUUGUACAUAAAAUCAGUAGUUCUUUCAAACAUGCUAUUGGAAGAUGUUUUUUUGGCAACUAUUCUUCUAAAUAUUACAAAUGAUUCGUAUGUUACACAAAAAUCCGUAAACGUCUACAGUAAUGCGUAUGACAUUGCAGUUGAUGCAAUCAAAAAUAAAACUUUCAAUGUUGCAACUGUACAUUACCCUCCUAUAAGUUUCUUGGAUGGAGAUAAAGGAUCUGGAAUCGCAUUUCAUAUAUUUAAUGCCAUGCAAGAACGAUUUCAAUUCAAAUACGAAAUCGUUCAAAAAAAAGAAGACACCAUGGUUUCCAUAACGGAAAUUUCGGAUAAAUAUGGAAAUGAAACCGACAUAGCAGUUGCAGUUUUCCCUGUAAACGGAAAAAUCAACAAAAAUAUGAUAUACUCUGUUACCAUUGGAAGUAUUCAAUGGCAUAUCCUUAUGAAAAGACCGAAGCUUUCGGCUAACGGUUCUGGUCUUUUACAACCAUUUACUUGGGAGGUUUGGAUUUUAGUUGUAAUAACGCUUUUAGUGGUUGGAGCUGCAAUGUAUUUUAUUGCUUUUAUUCAGUCAAGAUUUGAAAAAAGAGUUGACAAAAAAAUGUUUUCUUUGCAAUCUUGUAUAUGGUUUGUCUAUGGAGCCAUAUUGAAACAAGGAAGUACUUUGAAUCCUGUAACAGUUUACAACGACUGGUCGAAGCCGGCUUAA
Agrilus planipennis (emerald ash borer) is the source of this 732-nucleotide messenger RNA. Its product is annotated as ionotropic receptor 93a. Gene Ontology annotation, cellular component: membrane. The record is from RefSeq and is a predicted model, not a curated record. Bases 55 to 732 code for a protein of 225 amino acids. Lineage: Eukaryota; Metazoa; Arthropoda; Insecta; Coleoptera; Buprestidae. Gene Ontology annotation, molecular function: ligand-gated monoatomic ion channel activity. The transcript is spliced from 4 exons.